UUCUAAUUCCUCAUUUUAAGAAAGCAUAUAUUUUUAGACCUUGGGUCAAAUAUAUAAAUAUCUUUUUGUUCUUAUGCAAUCAUGUUAAACCUUUCUUCCUCCUUUGGCAAUAUACUUGUAUGAUUCGAAGACUACUGCACCAGAAAGUUCUUAGACAAUCUUCAUGGAUUAAUACUUUGGUAUAUGGUAUAUAUAUUUAGUUAUUUAAGGGUGUUGGUUAACACAUUACUGUUAUGUAUGUCUGCCACUGAUAAUAACAAUUGUGACUUUGCUACUUUCUUCUUCACUGUGUUAAAUUUCCCACCAAAUAUUUCCUAUCAAAAAAAAAAAAAAAAAAAAGGUUCCAUUAGGAGAAGGUUGACUGUUGACCGACUUGAUCGACUUGUGUCAUUCAAUAAGCUCAGUCAAGCUGUCUAUUCAUCUAGCAUUUCUGAUUACGUGCAGUUGUCUCUCUUUCUUCGGUGUGGAAAUGUCAAAAAUGUGUAAAAAACUAAUUGCUUGACUUUGGUUCAAAUUGUAAGCCAAUCUUUCUCUUCAGACAAUAUUUAUGGUAGUUAAUUGUCCCUCAAAUAAUACAUGCCUUAACAAAAUUGUGGUCUGUCUUUGGAGAUAUUCAGCCUGUAUCCUUUAGUAGAUUAGACCAGUGUGACUUGCGUUAAAAGAGCAGUUUUAAAUUAGACCCUUCAUGAAAAGAGCAGCAGCCAAAUCGUCAGUUCAUCUUGUUGGGUUUCUCCUGCUUGGAUGAUCCUCUUUUCUUGGGAUUUUGUGUGUCAAAGGUAAGUUUCAUUAUAUUAGAAACAUAAUUGGUUAUCAUGUUUUAAGUUAUGAAAUAAUAUUAUUCUGUAUAAAACGUGAUGUAUUUGUCUGUCAUGCUAAACAAUGUCAAAAGUUUCAUUGUAUCCAGGUCCCUUACAUCAGAUGGGGCAAACUCUUACAAAAGGCAAGAUCAAGAACAAGAGAAAGCCAAAGUUUGAUUCAAAGGAGGAGUAUUUCAUUAAAAAUGGCGGUAUUUUGUUGGAAAAACAAGUUGCUUUGAGCCGAGGCCACCAUAAGGGAGAUGGGCAACUAAAGAUUUUCUCAAGCAAGGAUAUUGAGAAGGCUACAAACAACCAUAACCCUGAUCAUUUUUCUGCCACUGAUGGUCAUUAUAUCUUCUAUAGAGCAACCAUCGAUGACCGUGAUGUAGCAAUCAAAGCCCCGUCUGAGCCAGAACCAAAGCCUGAACUGAUGGAUCAUUCUUUGACUGCAGCCUCAACAGUGAUGGUGAUGAAUCAUGCCAAUAUAAUAAAACUGUAUGGUUGUUGCCUUGAGACUUUUAUACCAAUAGUAGUUUAUGAAUUCCCACCUUGUGCAAAUCUCUUUGAUCAUUUUCAUAGUAAUGUAGCAUCUAACCAACGUGGUAUAACAUGGAUUGAUCGUUUGAGGGUUGCAACUGGUACAGCCUAUGCCUUAUCUUAUAUGCACACUGCCUUGCCAAAGCCAGUGGUGCACAGAAAUGUGAAAUCACUGAGUGUAUUUUUUGAUGAUUCAUUCCGUGCUAUAUUAGCAAACUUUGGCUACUCAGUGUCCAUUACUCCAGGGGAAAAUACCAAGGGAUGGCCUGUCAAAGGAACACCGGGAUAUCUUGAUCCCGAAUAUGUAGAAACUCGGGAGGUGACAGAUAAAUGUGAUGUAUAUAGUUUUGGGGUUUUAUUGUUGGAGCUGCUAACCAGAAGGCCACCCUGUGUUAUGGCCGAAAAUGGGAUAGACUUGGUCAGUAUGUUUAUUUCUAUGGUGGAAAAAAAUCUUAUGAUGGAGAUCAUAGACAGUGAGGUCUUGCUACAAGCGAGUAGGGAUGAUAUUCAAAGGGUUGCACAACUUGCUUUGAAAUGUGUGGCAAAGGAAGGUGUACGAAGACCGACAAUGGUUGAAGUAGUUAGAGAGCUUUGGCUGAUGCAAGAUCAGCAUUGAGUAAACGAAACGGAUGGGACUCUAAAGUCUCCUUUGACUAAUUGAUGAUUUAUGUUUGUUUUAUUUUGAUAUAAUAUAUACUGCUGCACACAUUUUUUUGUUUUUGUUUUUUUUUUUGAUAAGUUACACGCUAGUUUAUUUGGACAAUGAUUCUCUCUAUCUCUUUCCUCUUCGUAUUAAGGAGCCGUUUGGUUCGCACAGCAUAAAUGGAAUGGAAUGAACAAAGGGAUUCAAAGAGAAUGGAAUGAAACCCAUUCCAUAUAACAUGUUGUUUGUUUUACAAAAACCAAAGGAAUCACCACCACCAUAGCACCACCACCAACACCACCACAAAACCCCCUUUUCCUUCACUUUCCCACUUCUUCAGCUACCCCACCGCCCAGCCACCACAUUGUCGGCAUCCCCCGGAGCCCGUCGCACCUCCACCACCCCUCUCCUCCCCGAAAAACCUCCACCCACUCAUCAAAACCCUAAUUAUUCAUCAUCUGAAACCCCACAAAAACCCUAAUUAUCGGCGGUGAACAGGGAGGUGCGUUGAGGGAGGUGCGACGAGGGUUAGAGGCGGUGUGAACUGGGGCGGUGCGAAGACUGCGAACAGGGGCGAUGAGAACGAGAGAGGUACGAUGAGGGAGGUGCGACGUAGGUAGUGGUGCGACGAGGGAGAUGCGACGUAGCUGGUGGUGCGAACAGGGGCGGUGCAACGUAGCUGGUGGUGCGAACAGGGGCGGUGCGACGUAGCUGAUGGGGCGAACAGGGACGGUGUGUAGCUGGUGGUGCAAACAGGGGUGGUGCGAACAGGGGCGGUGCGGCGUUGACCGGGGUAGGGCUCGAUGUGCGGUGGGGGUAGGGGAGAAGGGUGGUGGUGUUGGCAUGGUGGUGUAAUGGUGGCUAGGAAAAGAGAAUGGCAAAGUCUGGGGGGUGGGGAAUCAAUGUGGAGGGAUUUUGGGUGAAGUCAAAAAUAAAAUUGGGUAAAGGGAAUGAUUAAAUGUGACAAACAAACAUCAACAAAGGGAAUGAAGCAGGUUCAACAAAGGGAAUGAAGCAGGUUCAUUCCCUUUCCCUUUGAUUAUUAACCCCAACCAAACGGCUCCUAAUUUCCAUUUAAGUCAUGUAAUAGCUUAGACAAUUUCUUUCAUGAUUCUUGUAUAGUUGUAUGUAAUAACUAAUAAACAAAUUUUUUUUUUUUU
This is a messenger RNA of Chenopodium quinoa (quinoa), 3137 nucleotides long. Its product is annotated as wall-associated receptor kinase-like 22. The coding region runs from base 880 to 1950 and encodes 356 amino acids. Gene Ontology annotation, cellular component: plasma membrane. Lineage: Eukaryota; Viridiplantae; Streptophyta; Magnoliopsida; Caryophyllales; Amaranthaceae. Gene Ontology annotation, molecular function: protein serine/threonine kinase activity; ATP binding. The record is from RefSeq and is a predicted model, not a curated record. Gene Ontology annotation, biological process: cell surface receptor signaling pathway; protein phosphorylation. The transcript has a single exon.